Molecule: messenger RNA, 1704 nt
Organism: Penicillium pulvis
Lineage: Eukaryota; Fungi; Ascomycota; Eurotiomycetes; Eurotiales; Aspergillaceae
Product: acyl--CoA ligase
Exons: 1
Coding region: 1-1704 (567 amino acids)
Biological process (GO): secondary metabolic process
Molecular function (GO): CoA-ligase activity
Source: RefSeq, a predicted model, not a curated record
AUGUCGGCCAAGAUCUACCGGUCGCAUUAUCCAGAUCUAGACAUCAUAUCGGAGGAUUUGAUUUCAUAUAUUUUCUCCAACCCAUUCAAUGUUCCUCAUGAUAAACCAAUAUACAUUGACGCCCAAUCGGGGAAACAGUACACAUACGCGGACGUGAUCCGGCGCACUAAGUCCCUAACAAACGGGCUCCAGCAGACUUUCGGUCUCCGGAAGGACGAUGUCGUGGCCUUGUUCAGCCCAAACACUAUUGAAUAUGCAAUUAUAUGCUAUGGUAUCGUGGGAUCUGGCUGUCUUGUUGCCCCUACCAGCGCUGCCUUGACAGCCCUUGAACUGAACGCGCAGUUGAAGACAAGUGGGGCGCGUUUCAUAGUCGCGCACUCUUCCCUGCUUGAAACAGCUAGGAGAGCAGCAAAAGGAACGGCUGUGGAGAAGGUCAUUCUCUUAGACGGCGCCUCUCCCGUCGAUAGUCAAGCAACAUGCGAGCACCUCGCCAGCACAUUUCCCCAAGGUACUCUUGCGACAAUCUCGCCCGCCGACGCCGCAAAGAGACCCGUUUUUAUCUGCUUUUCUUCUGGCACGUCUGGACCGUCCAAGGGGGUCGUGUCAACCCAUCAGAACAUUACUGCCAAUCUUCAACAAUGGCGAGCUCUAAUGCUCGAGACUGGCUCUCCGGCGCAAAGACCACAGCGACGCACCGCCGUUGCAUUCCUCCCGUUCAGUCACAUCUACGGACUCAACCUGUAUAUGUGCCAAUCCAUGGCCUGGGGUACCUCGGUCGUCAUUCUCCCCAAAUUUGAUCUUGAUACCUAUUUGGGCUGCAUUGAAAAGUACCAGCCUGACAUGCUAGCAUUGGUGCCCCCAAUCGCCCUUAUGCUGGUAAAGGAUGAGCGAGUUUCCAAGUACAACCUGAGCAGUGUGAGGCGAGUCAUGUCCGCAGCAGCCCCUCUCACCAGCGAACUUGCUGCAGCCCUAGAAGCCAAAUUCAAAGCUCUCUUCCAGACGGAGGUCUUUUGCACCCAGUCCUGGGGUCUCACCGAGACCUCUCCUAUGGCAACUGGAAUUCCAAAUGACCGACUGGAUAAACGCGAAUCAGGAGUCGGAGUCAUCGCUCCUGGCAUGGAAUUCCGAUUUGUGGACCCCGAGACUAUGAAAGAUGUUGUCGCCAAUCCCGAUGGAUCGACACCAGCAGGAGAGAUCUGGUGCCGCGGACCGAACGUCGUUUCGGGCUAUUAUAACAAUGAAGAAGCGACCAAGAGUGCCUUUUACACUGAGCCUGAUGGAUCCAAAUGGUUCCGCACCGGUGACAUCGGGGCUAUUGAUAAGGAAGGUUACGUUGCUAUCUUGGAUCGCAUCAAGGAGAUGAUUAAGUACAAGGGUCUUCAGGUCAUUCCUAGUGAGCUGGAGGGGAAGCUGAUUGAACAUCCCGAUAUUGAGGAUGCGGGAGUUGUGGGCAUGUGGGCUGAAGAAAGAGCCACCGAGCUCCCGGUUGCUUUUGUCGUUCUCCGCCAGAAGCCCAAGACCAACGAUGUCAAGACUGUCACCGAUGGUAUUCACUCGUGGUUGAAUCCGAAGAUCGCGAACCACAAGCGACUCCGCGGAGGUAUCUUUGUCGUGGAUCAAAUUCCGAAGAGUCCUAGUGGCAAAAUUUUGAGACGUCAGCUCAAGGAUUUGCUCAAGAGCAAAGCACCCAAAGCUCAAUUAUAA